AUGUCUAGGGAUGUAGCCAGAGUAAUGCCUCUAGACUCCCCUCCUAAGGAGCCAAGUUGGUCAUGGAUGAAGAUGAAAGACGGUUUUCUUUCAAAGUGUCCUUGGAUAUGGGAGUGGGGUCAUGGACUGGGAUUCUCUCAUUUCAGCCUAGGAUUUCUCCUUCUGUUGACAGUGAUUCUCCUUCCAAACAUUCACUGUGUCUUGGGAUCAAAGUAUUCUUCUUAUGAGAUAGUCAUCCCUAGGAGAUUAAUGACUUGGGAAGGAGAAGAAAGAAUCUCCUAUUCAAUAUUUAUGAAAGGCAAGAAGCUGGUGAUACACCUGAAACAAAAGAAAGGGCUGCUUGCUAACAACUUCCCUAUUUAUACCUAUUACAAUGGGAAUCUCAGCCUUGACAUGCCUUUUCUCCGAAAUGAUUGUUACUAUGAUGGGUAUGUAGAAAGCUAUCUGAGGUCCCUGGUGUCUAUCAGCACCUGCUCAGGCCUCAAGGGUUUAAUCAACAUAGAGGGAACAGUGUAUAGAAUUGAGCCCAUUGAUGCCUCGAGUAACUUUGAACACAUCCUGUACCAAACAAAAAGUGAUGAACAAGAUUUCUGUUCAGGGCCUCUGAGAGAACAACCUGAAUUUGAGAGCAAUCUGGAAGCAAAAGGAAUGGCGGUCCCAAGUGGGUACACACUUGUAAAAUCUGUGCAUUAUGAAUGGCCAUACAUGAAGGAGGUGAAAAUAUUUGUUGUGGUAGACAAUAAUAGGUACCGAAAAUGGGACAGCAAUGUGACCAAGGCUGCUGAAAUGGUGAUGGAAGCCAUCUCCAUUAUGGAUACCUAUGUCUUUCCAAUCAGAGUCAAAAUCACCUGGGUUGGUUUAGAGGUCUGGACAGAGAGAGAUAUAAUCAGCAUUUCACGUACUUUGCCACAAACUCUUAGCUUUUUCAGUUCAUGGAAGUACAAUGAUCUCUUCCUUAGGAUUUUUCAUAAUAUUGCCUAUCUGAUUGUAGGGCAUGAAACUGGAAGCCAAGCAGGCUAUACCUAUACGGGUGGUGUCUGUUCCAUUAUGCGCGGUGUGUCAGCUCUAUCCUUCUCUCAUGAAAAUGUGCCUCGUUUUGCUUCUCUCAUGACUCAUGAGUUGGGCCACAGUCUGGCCAUAGAACAUGAUACCGAAUACUGCAUGUGUGGUGAUGAAUAUUACUGCAUAAUGCAUGAGUCUGUCUCUCAGCAGCAGCUUUUUAGCAACUGCAGUUUUGAGCACUUCUAUACAUUCAUGUUUAGUAUACGUUCAAGCUGCCUCGCUCGAAUGCCAGGCGACACAACAAUAUUCAGGAUUCCAGUCUGUGGGAAUGGAAUAUUAGAAAGAGGGGAGGAGUGUGACUGUGGAACUAACCAGAACUGUGCAAAGGACCCUUGCUGUCUUCCCACAUGCCGGUUCACUGUGGGUUCCACUUGUGCUUUUGGGCCCUGCUGCAAAAAUUGUAAUAUUCAGAAGGCAAAUGAGGUGUGUCGUCCCAGCAAGCAUGAAUGUGACUUCCCUGAAUAUUGCAAUGGAACCUCCAUUUGGUGCCAGCCAGAUGUCUACAAACAAGAUGGCACCAAGUGCAAAGAUGGGUAUUGCUUUGAGGGGCAUUGCCAGAAUCUGGAUAAACAGUGUGUUGAGGUCUUUGGCAAAGGCUCCAAGAAGGCACCAGAUAAUUUCUAUAAGAGUAUGAACAGUAAGGGGGACCGGAUUGGGAACUGUGGCCCUACAAGUAUUGGGAUGCGCAGGACCUUUCGAAAAUGUGAACCCAAAGAUAGCAAGUGUGGAAAGCUUCUAUGUCAGAACAUUCAGAAGUUGCCCCGAGGCAAGAACCACUAUACCUAUUUCCAACUGCCCUUUAAGGGGUCCUGGUACUGGGGAGCGGAGCUCUUAGAGGAGAUAGGGAACAAAGAUAGAGGAGAAGUGCACAGUGGUACUGUGUGUGGCCCAAGGAAGAUAUGCCUGAACAAUGUGUGUUCUGAUAUACACCAACUGAGGCAGAGGUGCAAUUCAGCUAUCAAUUGUACUGGGAGAGGGAUGUGUAACAACUUGGAUCAUUGCCACUGUGAUGAUGGUUAUUCCCCACCACAUUGUAUAAAUAGAGACUCUCAGCAGCAGAUCCAUUCUCAGCAGCUGGGCUUCAGGUUGAGCAGGAGGAGCAAUAACAGCAGCAGCUCAAUCAGGUGGCCUCAAGAAGCGGCAGUUGAAGCGGGAGACAGACAUUGGGGCUGGCAGAAAGCAGGGUCCAAUCUUCUACAGGAUAGCCCCAUGUAUGUUCAAAAGAAAUCAGGUCUCAUCUACACCUCCUGA
Molecule: messenger RNA, 2313 nt
Organism: Gracilinanus agilis (Agile Gracile Mouse Opossum)
Lineage: Eukaryota; Metazoa; Chordata; Mammalia; Didelphimorphia; Didelphidae
Product: disintegrin and metalloproteinase domain-containing protein 1a-like
Exons: 3
Coding region: 1-2313 (770 amino acids)
Biological process (GO): proteolysis; binding of sperm to zona pellucida; male gonad development
Cellular component (GO): sperm head plasma membrane; external side of plasma membrane; plasma membrane
Molecular function (GO): metalloendopeptidase activity
Source: RefSeq, a predicted model, not a curated record